Messenger RNA from Teleopsis dalmanni, 2267 nucleotides. RefSeq names its product cytoplasmic dynein 1 intermediate chain-like. The transcript is spliced from 11 exons. Gene Ontology annotation, molecular function: dynein heavy chain binding; dynein light chain binding. NCBI's taxonomy places the organism in Eukaryota, Metazoa, Arthropoda, Insecta, Diptera, Diopsidae. Gene Ontology annotation, biological process: transport along microtubule. Gene Ontology annotation, cellular component: cytoplasmic dynein complex. The coding region runs from base 105 to 2156 and encodes 683 amino acids. The record is from RefSeq and is a predicted model, not a curated record.
GUAAUAUUAAAAUAAAAUCCUUUUAAGAGAUAUUAAGAUAAUAAAAUAAAAACCAUUGUAAAAAACCAAUUGGAAGAUUUUAUAAUAAAAUCGCAUCUAACAAAAUGGAUCGUAAAGCAGAGUUGGAACGUAAAAAAGCCAAAUUGGCUGCUUUACGUGAAGAGAAAGACCGUAGACGACGUGAGAAAGAAAUGAAAGAUAUGGAAGAAGCGGCUGGCCGUAUAGGCGGUGGUAUUGGUGUUGAUAAGGAUCAACGGAAAGACUUAGAUGAAAUGUUGUCCUCUUUGGGUGUAGCACCUGUUUCUGAAGUAUUAUCUUCAUUGUCUUCUGUCACAUCUAUCACUUCAGAUAAUUCAAAUACACAAACGCCGGAUGCAAGUCUGCAAACCAAUAUGAAUGGCGUAAAGAGGGAAAUUUUUGUUUUCUAUUUUGUAAAUGCAUAUUAUAUUAAUUAUUUUUACAGUGGUAGCAAGAAAAAUUCACUUAAUCUUAGCAUCUAUAAUGUGCAAGCCACAAACAUUCCACCUAAAGAGAUGCUUGUUUACUCAAAGCAAACACAAACCAACAGUACUGGAGGUCAUGAACGUGAUGUUCUUUCUUGCCAUUCCUCACCUCUGUCAGGAUAUAUGGAGGAUUGGUGGAGACCACGUAAAGCUCAUGCAACGGACUAUUAUGAUGAGUACAAUCUUAAUCCGGGUUUAGAAUGGGAGGAUGAAUUCACAGGAGAUGAUGAAGAGAGCUCUCUACCACAUUUGGAUCAUGGUUUUUCAUCGAAACUACCCCCUGGUUACUUAACACAUGGUCUGCCAACUGUAAAAGAUGUUGCACCGGCUAUAACACCCUUAGAACAGAAAAAAGAACAAGAGGAAAAGAAAGAAAUUAAGGAACUGUCAGAAGAACAAAAACAAAUGAUCAUAUUAUCCGGAGACUUCCAAAGGUUUGUAUUACGUGCAGGGCGCGUUAUUGAGCGUGCACUCUCUGAAAAUGUAGAUAUUUAUAUGGACUAUAUUGGUGGUGGUGAUAAUGAGGAUGGAAAUGAUGAGCGUUCUCAUGCACGACUCUCUCUGAAUCGUGUAUUCUAUGAUGAUCGCUGGUCGAAAAAUCGUUGCAUCACAUCUAUGGACUGGUCAACUCACUUUCCUGAGCUAGUAGUAGCAUCUUAUCAUAAUAAUGAAGAAAGUCCCAAUGAGCCUGAUGGUGUUGUUAUGGUUUGGAAUACUAAAUUCAAGAAACAUACUCCUGAAGAUAUUUUCCAUUGUCAAAGUGCUGUCAUGUCUACCUGUUUCGCCAAAUUUAAUCCUAAUUUAAUACUCGGUGGCACAUAUUCUGGACAGAUAGUUUUGUGGGAUAAUCGUGUACAGAAACGUACACCAAUUCAACGCACACCCCUUAGUGCUACUGCGCACACACAUCCGGUAUAUUGUUUACAAAUGGUCGGCACACAAAAUGCUCAUAAUGUUAUAUCAAUAUCGUCGGAUGGAAAAUUAUGUUCCUGGAGUUUGGAUAUGUUAUCGCAACCACAGGAUACUUUAGAGUUACAACAGAGGCAAUCGAAAGCCAUUGCUAUUACAUGUAUGGCAUUUCCAGCUACUGAGAUUAAUAGUUUAGUUAUGGGCAGUGAAGAUGGUUACGUUUAUUCGGCUUCACGUCAUGGCAUACGUUCUGGUGUUAAUGAAGUAUAUGAAAAGCAUUUAGGACCAGUUACGGGCAUUUCUACGCAUUAUAAUCAAUCCUCUCCUGAUUUUAGUCAUCUGUUCCUAACUUCUUCGAUUGACUGGACAAUUAAACUGUGGUCAUUAAAGGAUACUAAACCACUUUACUCAUUCGAAGACAAUUCUGAUUAUGUUAUGGAUGUUGCUUGGUCACCCAUUCAUCCGGCUUUGUUCGCUGCUGUUGAUGGUAGCGGUCGACUUGAUUUAUGGAAUCUUAAUCAAGAUACCGAAGUACCCACAGUAUCAGUAACUGUCGAUGGUGCGCCAGCGCUCAAUCGCGUUUCGUGGACUCCAUCGGGUCUGCAUCUAACUGUAGGCGAUGAUGCGGGUAAAUUAUAUGUAUACGAUGUGGCUGAGCACUUGGCGCAACCGUCACGUGAUGAAUGGUCGCGUUUCAAUGAUACGCUAAAUGAGCUCAAAAUGAAUCAAUCCGAUGAAAUUUAAAUACUUAAUUCUUCAAUGCGAUUAGCAUUGCAAGAAAUUUGCUUUCAUAAAAGACUAAAAUACUUUCACCAAUCUAAUAAUAUAAAUUUACCUAAACAUAAACACAUGUUA